AUGGGGGCUGAUGGUGAAAAUGUUGCUGUAAGGAAUAUUCUAGUUGGUCUCAACUUAAUGCUUCUGGGAUCCAUUUUCAGACCUUUUGAGUGUCAUCUGGAAGUGAUGACAGAGAGAGUCAAAAGACAGGUGGUUGAUGAGGAAGCCAGCUUUGCCAACUACACGUCACCUAUGAAAGAGCAACCCAUGGUCUUCAGCCAUAUAUACAACAUUAAUGUGCCUCUGGACAGCCUCUGCUCAACAUCUCUAGAGGCUUCAUCUGACCCAGAGGUGAGUUCAGAAGACGACCGGAUGACGGAAUACACCGAGCAGACCUCAGACAGUGAGAGCCAGGUCACCUUCACCCACAGGAUAAACCUCCCCAAACAGACUUGCAAGUGUGCCGCCUCUUCCCGGGACAUACAGGAGCUGCUGAGCAGGAUUGAGAUGCUGGAGAGGGAGGUGUCCAUACUCCGAGACCAAUGCAACUCCAAUUGCUGUCAAGAAAAUGCAGCCACAGGGCAGCUGGAUUACAUCCCCCACUGCAGUGGCCAUGGCAACUUUAGCCUGGAAUCGUGUGGCUGCAUCUGCAACGAAGGCUGGGCUGGAAAGAACUGCUCAGAGCCCCUCUGCCCCAUGGGCUGCUCGAGUCGGGGUAUGUGCGUUGACGGCCAGUGCAUCUGCGACAGUGAUUACAGUGGGGAGGACUGCUCAGAGGCCCGCUGCCCAACCGACUGCAGCUCCAGAGGGCUCUGCGUGGACGGGGAAUGCAUCUGUGAAGAAGGCUUUGCUGGCGAAGACUGCAGUGAGCUGAGAUGUCCUGAGGAUUGCUCUGGGAAGGGGAAAUGCGCCAACGGGACUUGCAUCUGCCAGGAGGGCUAUGUGGGGGAAGAUUGCGGGCAGCUGAGGUGCCUCAAUGCCUGCAGCGGGCGUGGAUUCUGCCAAGAGGGCCUGUGUUCUUGCGAGGAAGGCUACCAGGGUCGAGACUGCUCAGCAGUUGCUCCACCUGAGAGUCUGCGAGUGGCUGCAAUCAGUGAUAGGUCAAUUGACCUGGAAUGGGAUGGGCCAAUGGCCGUGACCGAAUAUGUGAUUUCCUACCAGCCAGCAGUGCCUGGGGGGCUGCAACUCCAGCAGCGGGUGCCUGGGGACUGGAGCAGUGUCAUUAUCAAGGAACUGGAGCCAGGCCUGACAUACAACAUCAGCAUCUAUGCUGUUAUCAGUGAUGUGCUCAGUGCUCCGGUUGGAGUCAAGGUGACCACCGAACUCUCCACUCCACAAGGGCUGCAAUUUAAAGCAAUCACAGAGACCACCGUAGAGAUGCAAUGGGAGCCCUUCUCCUUCUUGUUUGAUGGCUGGGAGAUCAGCUUCAUCCCCAAGGACAACGAAGGGGGUGUCAUUGCACAGCUCCCUAGCAGUGUGACAACCUUCAAUCAGACAGGGUUGAAACCUGGUGAGGAAUACACAGUCAAUGUGGUGGCCCUCAAGGAACAAGCCAGGAGCCCGCCCACCUCAGCCAGUGUCUCAACCCUCAUUGAUGGGCCAACCCAGAUACUGGUGCGAGAUGUCUCAGACACAGUGGCCUUUGUUGAAUGGACUCCACCUCGGGCGAAAGUGGACUAUAUUCUGCUGAAGUAUGGCCUAGAAAAUGGAGAAGGGGGAAAGACCACCUUCCGGCUACAGCCUCCCCUGAGCCAGUACUCCAUGCAGGCCCUACGACCUGGCUCACAGUACGAAGUCUCCAUCGCUGCUGUUCGUGGUACCAAUGAGAGUGAUGCUGCAGUCACACACUUUGUAACAGAAAUUGAUGCGCCCAAGAACUUGCGUGUGCUCUCCCGGACGUCUGACAGCCUGGACCUUGAGUGGGACAACAGUGAGGCAGAAGUGAAGAACUUUAAGGUAGUGUACAGCACUCUGGCUGGUGAGCAGUACCACGAAGUUCUGGUACCACGGAAUGCAGGUCCCACCACCAGGUCUACCCUCACAGAUUUAGUACCAGGAACAGAAUACGGAGUUGGGAUUUCAGCUGUAAUGGAUGGCAAGCAAAGUGUUCCAGCUACCAUGAAUGCAAGGACUGAACUUGACAGUCCUCGUGACCUCUUAGUGACAGCUUCCACGGAAACGUCCAUCUCUGUGUCCUGGACCAAAGCUAAGGGCCCCAUUGAUCACUACCGGGUCAUUUUCAUCCCCGCUUCGGGAAUGGCAUCGGAGGUUACCGUGGCCAAGGAGAAGUCUGAACUUACACUGUCAGACCUGGAACCUGGGACUGAGUACACGAUCUCUGUCAUUGCCGAGAGAGGCCGUCAGCAGAGCCUUGAGAGCACAGUGGAUGCCUUUACAGGGUUCCGACCAAUCACGCAGCUUCACUUUUCUCACGUGACCUCCUCCAGCGUGAACAUCACUUGGAGUGACCCCUCCCCUCCAGCAGAUAAGCUGAUACUGAACUACAGCCCCAAAGACAAAGAGGAAACCAAGCAAGUGAUGCUGGACCCCACCAAGAGACAUGCUGCCUUGUCCGGCCUGCAGCCGUCCACAGAGUACAUUGUGUCCUUGGUGGCUGUGCACGGCCUUGUCAGCUCCGAGCCCAUCAUUGGCUCCAUCACAACAGGAAUUGAUCCACCAAGGAACCUGAUUGUUGACAAUGUGACUACAGAUUCUGUGACUGUGCACUGGGCCUCUCCUGUUGCAUCUUUUGACCACUACAGGAUAGCCUGCAAAUCUGCCCAAGGGCGAGUGGACAGCAUUGUUAUUGCCAGAGGUGUCACUGAAUACAUCCUCAGCCACCUGCAGCCUGCCACUGAGUAUGAGAUCACAUUGAAGAGUGUACGGGGCAGAGAAGAAAGUGAGACUGUCUCACGCGUCACAUAUACAGCCAUGGAUAACCCAGAAAGUUUGACUGCCACGAACAUCACCCCAACAGAGACCCUGCUGAAGUGGGAGCCGCCCAUGGCUGAGGUUGAGAAUUACGUCAUUGUGCUCACACAUGACACAGUUGCAGGGGAGACUAUUUUAGUAGAUGGGACCAAUCAAGAGUACCAGCUUAUCAAUCUCCUUCCGAGUACCAGCUAUGGAGUCACCAUGUAUGCCACCAAUGGCCCUGUCACCAGUAGAACCAUCCUCACCAACUUUACCACUCUUUUGGAUCCUCCAUCAAAUCUGACAGCAAGUGAAGUGACGCGGCGGAGUGCACUUCUUUCAUGGCUGCCUCCUAUGGCUGAUAUUGAGAACUACAUCAUGACAUAUCGGUCACCUGAUGGAAGCCGCAAGGAAUUGAUAGUAGAUGCAGAAGACACUUGGAUCCGCUUAGAAGGGCUUUCAGAAAACACAGAGUACACAGUGCGCCUGCAAGCAGCCCAAGACGCUGUGAGGAGUGGGUUCACCUCCACCAUCUUCACUACAGGUGGCCGUGUGUUUAUGAAUCCUCAGGACUGUGCCCAGCAUUUGAUGAAUGGUGACACGAUGAGCGGCGUUUACACCAUCUCCCUUAAUGGAGACCUCAGCCAGAGAGUGCAAGUUUACUGUGAUAUGACCACAGACGGCGGUGGAUGGAUUGUGUUCCAGAGGCGGCAGAAUGGGCUGACAGAUUUCUUUCGGAAGUGGGCAGACUAUCGUGUUGGCUUUGGAAACCUGGAGGAUGAGUUCUGGCUGGGGCUGGAUAAUAUGCAAAAGAUCACAUCCCAAGGGCGCUAUGAACUGCGGAUAGAUAUGAGAGAUGGCCAGGAAACAGCCUACGCCUAUUAUGACAAGUUCUCCAUUGGAGAUGCCAGGAGCCUGUACAAGCUCCGGAUAGGGGACUACAAUGGCACUGCAGGGGAUUCACUCACCUAUCAUCAGGGUCGUCCGUUUUCCGCCAAAGACAGAGACAACGAUGUUGCCGUUACAAACUGUGCCAUGUCAUACAAAGGGGCCUGGUGGUAUAAGAACUGCCACCGGACCAACCUCAAUGGCAAGUAUGGCGAGUCCCGACACAGCCAGGGUAUUAACUGGUACCACUGGAAAGGACAUGAGUUCUCCAUACCCUUUGUGGAAAUGAAGAUGCGACCCUACAGCCAUCACAGCCCCUUGGGGAGGAAACGGCGGUCCGUGCAACUGUGAAGUGGCGGGAGGCCCUCCGGA
Messenger RNA from Elgaria multicarinata webbii, 4092 nucleotides. RefSeq names its product tenascin R (gene TNR). Bases 1 to 4071 code for a protein of 1356 amino acids. NCBI's taxonomy places the organism in Eukaryota, Metazoa, Chordata, Lepidosauria, Squamata, Anguidae. The transcript is spliced from 21 exons. The record is from RefSeq and is a predicted model, not a curated record. Gene Ontology annotation, molecular function: protein binding.